Phalaenopsis equestris is the source of this 3058-nucleotide messenger RNA. Its product is annotated as potassium transporter 7-like. Bases 301 to 2802 code for a protein of 833 amino acids. Gene Ontology annotation, molecular function: potassium ion transmembrane transporter activity. Gene Ontology annotation, cellular component: vacuolar membrane; plant-type vacuole. The record is from RefSeq and is a predicted model, not a curated record. The transcript is spliced from 10 exons. Lineage: Eukaryota; Viridiplantae; Streptophyta; Magnoliopsida; Asparagales; Orchidaceae. Gene Ontology annotation, biological process: potassium ion transmembrane transport.
GAAAGUUGCUCGCUUUUACAGGGUUCGUCUUCUCCACUCCCUUCCCGAGUCCCGACCUUCUUCUCUCUGUGAGAGCGUGGAAGAAAGUGCAAAACAUUCAAUUCUUCUACUUCAUCUGUAUCCAUCACUUUCGUUCGAAUCCGAAGCUCAUCGAAUCGAAAAAUCGCUCGAUCUCAUUUUUUCUGUUCUGGUGUUAUUGAUUCUAUCAUGUUGCAAUAUGUUGAUUUCGUGGAAAUUCCCUAAGGGAUGGAGAUUACUGUGGUUUGAAGCCGAUUCGGGGGAACUUUGUGAAGGGGACUAAUGGCGGAGGGGUCGGAUAGGGCGAAUGGUGGUUUGGUUAAGAUGGAUUCAACGGAAUCCAGAUGGGUUUUUCAGGAUGAGGACGACUCCGAUGAGGGAGGAGUGCAAAGCAGUUACGAGUCUGCGGAAGAGGAUAAUGUUGAGCAGAGAUUGAUCAGGACUGGCCCCAGGAUUGAUUCCUUUGAUGUCGAGGCGCUUGAGGUUCCUGGAGCCCAGAGGCAUGAUUACGAGGAUUUUAAUUUGCGUCGGAGUCUUAUAUUGGUUCUUCAGACUCUUGGAGUUGUGUUUGGGGAUGUUGGAACUAGUCCGUUGUAUACUUUUGAUAUCAUGUUUAAUAAAUAUCCUAUUUCUGAGAAGGAAGAUGUACUUGGAGCACUCUCUCUUGUUCUCUACACUUUGAUCCUGAUACCACUGGUGAAGUAUACUUUGAUAGUGCUCUGGGGUAAUGAUGAUGGAGAAGGGGGGACUUUUGCUCUGUAUUCCUUGAUAUGCAGAAAUGCAAAAGCUAGUCUUCUUCCAAACCAAUUGCCUUCUGAUGCUCGUAUUUCAAGCUUUAGACUGAAAGUUCCAUCAGCAGAGUUAGAGAGAUCUUUAAAACUCAAAGAACAUCUUGAAAACUCUGCACUACUUAAAAAAAUGCUUCUAAUCUUGGUUCUAUUUGGUACCGCUAUGGUGAUAGCAGGCGGUGUUGUCACGCCUGCGAUGUCAGUUAUGUCAGCUGUGAAUGGGCUCAAGGUUGGAAUUGCCGGUGUUGAACAAGGUGCAGUGGUAAUGAUUACAGUUGCAUGUCUAAUAGUAUUAUUCAGUGUACAGAGGUUUGGAACAAGUAAAAUGGGGCUUGCUGUUGGCCCUGCCCUGUUCUUAUGGUUUUGUUGUCUUGGAGGCAUUGGGGUUUACAAUAUUGUUAAAUAUGGGGUUAUAGCUUUUAAAGCCUUUAAUCCGGUUUAUAUCUACCUUUAUUUUAAGAAAAAUCCUGCUCAAGCUUGGAUGUCACUUGGAGGUUGCCUACUUAGCGCAACAGGUUCUGAAGCCAUGUUUGCAGACCUCUGUUAUUUCUCAGUUAGAUCAGUUCAGUUGACCUUCAUUUUUCUGGUUCUGCCCUGCCUGUUGCUUGGUUACCUUGGCCAAGCUGCAUUUCUCAUGGAAAAUCCUACUCAGAAUGAGCAGGUUUUCUUUUCAUCAAUGCCGAGUGGAGUUUUCUGGCCAGUAGUGUUUGUGGCUAUGAUAGCUGCAUUAAUUGCAAGCAGGGCUAUGACAACGGCUACUUUUUCAUGUAUAAAGAAGGCAACAGCUCUGGGCUGUUUUCCUCGCCUCAAAAUAAUACACACUUCGAAAAAGUUCAUGGGCCAUAUAUAUAUCCCAGUCAUAAACUGGUUUCUGUUGGUUUUCUGCAUUGGAUUUGUUGCCACUUUUGGAAGUAUAAAUGAGAUCGGCAAUGCAUAUGGCAUUGCUGAAGUUGGAGUUAUGAUGGUGACCACAAUCCUCGUAACCAUCAUCAUGCUUCUUAUAUGGCAGAUAAACAUCUUCCUCGUAUUUUGCUAUCUUAUCUUCUAUCUGGGCAUCGAAUUUCUUUUCUUCUCUUCAGUCUUGGCUGGAGUGAGAGAUGGAAGCUGGGUUUUGCUUUUAUUUUCUGCCGUCUUGUUCAUGAUUAUGUCUAUAUGGAAUUAUGGCAGCAAAAUGAAAUAUGAAACGGAAGUUAAGCAGAAAUUAUCAAUGGAUUUAAUGCUGAAACUUGGUUCCAAUCUUGGCACUAUUAGAGCCCCUGGUAUGGGGUUGGUUUACAAUGAAUUAGUGAGGGGGAUUCCUGCAAUAUUUGGACACUUUCUUACCACUCUUCCGGCAAUUCAUUCCAUGAUCAUUUUCGUAUCGAUUAAGUAUGUUCCAGUCCCUGUCGUGCCGCAGAACGAGAGGUUUCUCUUUAGACGUGUCUGCCCGAAGAGUUAUCACAUGUUCCGUUGCAUUGCGAGGUAUGGCUACAAAGAUGUGAGGAAGGAGCACCACCAAAUCUUUGAGCAACUCCUCAUCGAAAGCCUCGAAAAAUUCAUUCGCCGAGAAGCCCAGGAACGCUCCUUAGAAAGCGACGGGGACGGCGAUGAUACUGAUUCGGGUUCCGAAGAAGAGACAUCAUUCUCGAGCACUCUCGUCGCUCCGAACGGCAGCAUUUAUUCGCUCGGCGUCCCUCUUCUCACUGAUUACGGCUGUCUCGAAAGACGGAGCUCGGAAGCAAGUUCUUCAUUUUCGCAAUCCGUGGAUGAUGCUGUUACAGAUGCAGGAAAGAGUCUGGAGAGCGAGCUGUCCUUCAUCCACAAGGCGAAGGAGUCAGGGGUCGUCUAUCUUCUCGGCCAUGGAGAUAUCAGAGCAAGAAAGGACUCUUGGUUCAUCAAAAAACUGAUUAUAAACUACUUCUAUGCCUUUCUGAGGAAAAAUUGCAGAAGAGGGAUUGCAACUCUGAGUGUUCCUCAUACAAAUUUGAUGCGAGUAGGAAUGACUUAUAUGGUCUGAAAAUUACUUUAAAGUUCUCUUUUUUAUUAUUAUUAUUUUAAUUUGAGUUACUAACCAGUGUCAGAUUUUCAUGAUACAAACAUGCAUGGAUUGUUCUUAAAAGUGAAUUUUCAGAAUUGAUAUUGACAGAAGAUUGAGAAGGAGGGGGGUAGGAUAUCCUUCUGUUGGAUAAACUGACUUUCAGUAUCAUAAUGUUUUAGAAUGUGAUAGCUGUAUCUUAUCUUGCUUCACACCAAAGCUAUUUUACUCUAGUAAA